AUGGGACUUAUCACGGAUACUAAAAGGGCUAUGAAUAAUGCUCCCAAAAAAGUUUUCAACAAGUAUGUCUUGAUCUGUACAUGCUUCUUUGCUCUAUCCGGUGUGUCGAAAGGGUCUGAUCAAGGCAACAUUGCCUCCAUCAUUACACAGGCUCACUUCAAGGCCGGAUUUGGCGGAUGGUUAGUAUCUAUCGCCACAGCUGGGGCUGUGUUUGGGCUCUGUGGCGGUAGCCUCUCUGGCCUUUAUGCCCCUGCAGGGCUGGGAAUCGGUCCUCUAUCAAUUGUUCCUCCUGUCUAUAUCAUCGAGGUAUCAAUAUGUGGUCUGCUCAUGGUGCUUUUCGCGGCUUAUCAGCAGUUAGGUGUGGCGACUAAACGAUAUCCGGGAGUUGACAAGCAGUGGAUGCUCACUACUCUCCUCCAGGGCCAACGAGAUCAAGCAGCAAUGACGAUGUCUAAGCUCCGCAAGUUGCCUCGUGACUACCUAGGGGUCAUUGCCGAACUAGCUGGGAUGGACAGCCAGCUUUUACACGAGACAGAAGCAGUUAGUAACGCGACCGUAUGGGAUUUACUUCACAAGACUUCCUUUCCGGUUGAGAAUCGCCGUCUUCCAGGCUACUGGAAUCUAUGGCGUGGUCAGGUCCGUGAACACGGUAUGCUUUGCAUUGUUCAUUGUGGAUUGCAUUGGUCCACGCCGAUCAAUGUCACAGCCAACGAAAUCGGUGUCACUCCCAGUGCCUCGCGCGCAUCUACCGCUGCUAUCGUUGCUAUCUUCCUCCAUGCGGUGGGCUGGAGUAUCGGCUGGUUCAGAACCCCUUACCUUUUCGGCCCCGAGAGCUUUCCCAUUCAAAUUAUUUCAUUGGACGUACCUAUUUCCAUGGCAUUCUAUUGGGCGUUUUAUGUCGGAUAUAUACGUGCUAUACCUAGUCUUCUAGCUACUGCCCAUAAAUGGGGCUUUUGUGUUCUUCAGCUGUAUUUGCGUGAUAUCCUUGGUUUAUAUAUUCUUGCGAUGCCAGAUACGAGAGGAAGGCCUCUCGAAGAGUCGGAUGGUCUUUUUCAGCGCGCGUCGUACCCUGCUUACCCAUACAAUUGGAAGGAUAUGAGAACAAAGUACCACUGA
This is a messenger RNA of Aspergillus alliaceus, 1116 nucleotides long. RefSeq lists its product as uncharacterized. The record is from RefSeq and is a predicted model, not a curated record. Gene Ontology annotation, molecular function: carbohydrate:proton symporter activity. Gene Ontology annotation, biological process: carbohydrate transport. Gene Ontology annotation, cellular component: membrane. The coding region runs from base 1 to 1116 and encodes 371 amino acids. The transcript has 10 exons. NCBI's taxonomy places the organism in Eukaryota, Fungi, Ascomycota, Eurotiomycetes, Eurotiales, Aspergillaceae.